Molecule: messenger RNA, 1047 nt
Organism: Danaus chrysippus (African queen)
Lineage: Eukaryota; Metazoa; Arthropoda; Insecta; Lepidoptera; Nymphalidae
Source: the annotation of a GenBank genome assembly
AUGUACGCCGAAGAGGUUCCAGGAGACGGCGGCUCGGCGAGAAGAUGGUACCUGCUGCAUUUCGCCGUGACCCAUCCCACGAAAAAGAAAUUCAAGACGUCCAUCACCGGGGAGGAAAAAGAAGCCAAGCACCUCGUGGCCGUCGUUUCACCUAGCAGCCUUCCCACACCUGACCCGGUGAGAUUCUCCCGGUGGGUAAGGCUCCUACGGGCGACCGCGAGGGUGCUUCAAUUCGUUCAACUGUGCCGCAGGGAACGGACUCUAAGCACACGAUCCAGCGACCCGGUGUGGACAAAGAAACACAAUAAAACGAAAACGAAGGCACAGCACUCAGCUCCACUCGCAAUAAAGGAGCGGUACAGUCCCCUAGAGCCCGAAUGGCUAAAAAAGGCGGAAGAAUUGCUACUACGAAGAAGCCAAGAAUGUUUCAAAGAGGAAAGAAAGGCUGUGGAGAGCCAGCAACCCCUAGACCGGAAGAGCAAACUUAAACGGCUGGAUAUCGCCGUGAACGAUGGGCUUAUAAGGAUCCGCGGCAGGAUCGACGCCGCCGAAGAACUCGACCGCGAUCUCAGGCAGCCAGUAGUAUUAGACGCGAAAGAUGACAUUACGAAGUUGAUCCUGACCCAUUACCACGAUAAGUUCAAUCACGGUAACCACGCUACCGUGAUGAACGAAGUAAGGAGAAGGUUUUGGGUCCUGGGCCUGAGAUCAGCGGUGCGAGCGAUAGCCCAUCGGUGCCAGUGGUGUCUAGUACGUAAGGGCACUCCGAAGACCCCACCCACAGGAGAUCUACCGCGGGAACGGCUCCGAUACGGCGAGCCACCUUUCACUUGCCCCGACGGGCGAACGCGCUUAGUAGACGUGCGCACCUCCACUGGCCUUAUAAAAAGGCCGAGCUCGAAGAUUGUAAGGCUGGUGAGCCAGCCCACCGUUGAAGACAAGAUCGCCGAGCAGCAGCGCGGCGGUCCGGAACAGCUUCGCGUCGCCGGACAAGAGGAUGGUGCGAAGCACGAGGGGGAGGAUGUCGGCGACGCAGCUAAUAUUUAG